CAAAAACGGCAAUUUUUUCAAUUAAUUCCAAAUGAUGAUAAUCAAGAAUGUUUCGACCAAAAAUCAAUUGGAAUUGAAUUGGCAACAUAUAGUCAUGUUGUUGAUAAUCGUCAUUUCCAUGAAAAUGAACUUGGUGGCCAAAGAAUUCAUUCCGAACGUAAUCUUGUACUCUAUACAAAUGAUUAUCGAUUACAUCUGUUUCAAUAUGGUUCAUUUAUUGAUUUGAAUCAAUCAACGAACCAAUCGAAUAAUGAUGACGAUGAUGAUGAUGGAAAAGCGAAAAAAUGGCGUCAUUGGAUCAUACCGUUGGAUUCGAAAAAAGGCCGUAUCGUAUCAAUGUGUAUGGAUCAAAGUGGUGAACAAUUAUUAGCCAUUACAAAUGAAUCAAUCAUCUAUGUGAUACCAUUUUAUUUUAUCACUUAUUAUGACCAAUCGAUCGAUAUGUAUAGAACUGUGAUUGAAAAAGAUGCUAGUCUACGAAUGAAUUGCUGUAAUAAUAAAACAAUCGUCGAACCAACUUCAAUUGUAUGGUGGCAACGUAAUGAACGUUAUGUACAACAACGUUUAUCCAUCGCUGUGAUUGGUACAAAACGUGGACAAAUAUCAAUGAUAGAUCUGGAUACUGAUCAGCAAUUUAAUCGCUAUUCUGUACCAUUACCGAUUGAAUCAUUGAAUAUUUAUGAUGAAAUGUAUAAUCGAUCAUUAUUGAUAACAUGUGCACAAGGAAAACAAUAUCAAUUAAUAUUGGAAGAAUUUCGUACCUCAACAUCAUCAUUUUCAUCGAAUCAACAUCAACAAUUAUCAACGACAAUUGAACAUUGUGAGCCAUCAAUUCAUUGUUUAUCGCCAGCAACAGCAACAACGACAACAAAAAACAUGACAUCAUCGACACCGUUGUCAAAAUUAUCUGGAUUCUUUACAUCACGGUCAUCAUCAUCGAAAGAAUCGAUGACUAAAACAUCGAUAAAAAAUCAAACUUCAGGAUUACUUUCCGAUUUUAAUAAUUAUUAUCUUUCCUGUUUAUUGAAUUUGCCAUUUGAAAAUGAAAAUGAUGUAUUGCUUGGUCGAAUCACCGGUAAUCCAUCGAAUACUGAAGAUGCUGACGGUGAUGAUGAUGAUGAUGAUGAUUCAUUAACAACCACAAAACCACAAUUGAUUACAUUUAAUAAUAAUGAAUCGAUUGUUUUACCAAUUAGCAGUAAAUCAACUGAUAAUGAUGUAUUUUCAUUCAAUGUUGAUGAUUUAAUUGUACCAUUGAUGCAAACCGCUAGUCAUCAACCACAACAGCAGCAGCAACAACAACAACAACAAUCUAGCCAUCAAAAUAAUUGCGUGAAAAUGGCAAUUUAUCCACCAAGAAAUUUAAAUUCCAAGACACAAACAACAACAACAACAAUAUCUAUGUUGUUAAAUAUCAAAAUUGUGCCAAAUUAAAAUUAAGUCAAACUUUAUCAUCAUCAUCAUCAUCUAAUAUUACCACUACAACAA
Messenger RNA from Dermatophagoides farinae (American house dust mite), 1488 nucleotides. The record is from RefSeq and is a predicted model, not a curated record. Lineage: Eukaryota; Metazoa; Arthropoda; Arachnida; Sarcoptiformes; Pyroglyphidae.